Messenger RNA from Carya illinoinensis, 617 nucleotides. Its product is annotated as 60S ribosomal protein L32-1-like. The coding region runs from base 65 to 454 and encodes 129 amino acids. Gene Ontology annotation, molecular function: structural constituent of ribosome. NCBI's taxonomy places the organism in Eukaryota, Viridiplantae, Streptophyta, Magnoliopsida, Fagales, Juglandaceae. The transcript has 2 exons. Gene Ontology annotation, cellular component: cytosolic large ribosomal subunit; ribosome. The record is from RefSeq and is a predicted model, not a curated record. Gene Ontology annotation, biological process: translation.
GUGUUCUGAAGGAUUUAUUUCCUACAGGCCGCCAAGCAAAGCCUAUUCUCUAAAGUAGGAGAAAAUGGCGGUGCCGUUGCUUACAAAGAAGAUCGUGAAGAAGCGGGUCAAGAAGUUUAAGAGGCCCCAGAGCGACCGCAAGAUCUCUGUCAAGACAAACUGGCACAGGCCAAAGGGUAUUGAUUCUCGCGUGAGAAGAAAGUUUAAAGGAUGCACACUGAUGCCCAAUGUUGGCUAUGGUUCAGACAAGAAGACUUGUCAUUAUCUACCCAACGGCUUCAAGAAAUUUGUUGUGCACAAUGUCAAGGAGCUAGAGCUGCUGAUGAUGCACAACAGGACGUAUUGUGCUGAGAUUGCACACAAUGUCUCCACAAGGAAGAGGAAAGAAAUUGUGGAGAGAGCCGCCCAACUUGAUGUUGUUGUGACCAACAAGCUUGCUAGGUUGCGCAGCUAGGAAGAUGAAUGAGUUUGAAACCCUUGUGUUUUUGUAGUGAUCCUUAAUAGUCUGUAUUUAGACAUGGUUUUCAUUAUGAGCCUCAAGUGGGUCGACACUUCUUGUUCAAUCCAUGCUAGCUGACUUAUUCAUUUGUGUUUCAUACUGACAAGAUUUUUCCCAA